CAUCUGGUACAUUUCUUGCUUUGGUUCAUUCUCUACUACUUUCAGUCUCCUCAUAAUGUCAGGACGUGGAAAGCAAGGUGGCAAGGCUCGCGCCAAGGCCAAGACACGCUCUUCUCGGGCCGGUUUGCAGUUUCCAGUGGGCCGUGUACAUCGUCUUCUUCGUAAAGGCAGUUACUCGGAGCGAGUAGGAGCUGGGGCACCCGUGUACUUGGCUGCUGUCUUAGAGUACCUUACUGCUGAGAUCUUGGAGCUCGCAGGCAAUGCGGCUCGGGAUAACAAGAAGACCCGAAUAAUCCCCCGGCACCUUCAGCUGGCCAUCCGCAAUGACGAGGAACUCAACAAGUUGCUAGGCAAAGUUACCAUUGCUCAGGGUGGAGUCCUGCCUAACAUUCAGGCUGUGCUGUUGCCCAAAAAGACCGAAAGUCAUCAUAAAAGCAAAGGCAAGUAGGUCAUUUAGGACGACUUCAUUGUCCCUGACACCAAAGGCUCUUUUGAGAGCCACCC
Monodelphis domestica (gray short-tailed opossum) is the source of this 504-nucleotide messenger RNA. RefSeq names its product histone H2A type 1-D-like. Lineage: Eukaryota; Metazoa; Chordata; Mammalia; Didelphimorphia; Didelphidae. Gene Ontology annotation, cellular component: nucleosome. Gene Ontology annotation, molecular function: structural constituent of chromatin; protein heterodimerization activity; DNA binding. The record is from RefSeq and is a predicted model, not a curated record.